Molecule: messenger RNA, 3986 nt
Organism: Lates calcarifer (barramundi perch)
Lineage: Eukaryota; Metazoa; Chordata; Actinopteri; Centropomidae
Gene: tapt1b
Product: transmembrane anterior posterior transformation 1b
Exons: 14
Coding region: 51-1769 (572 amino acids)
Biological process (GO): maintenance of protein localization in endoplasmic reticulum; positive regulation of cilium assembly
Cellular component (GO): ciliary basal body; endoplasmic reticulum membrane
Source: RefSeq, a predicted model, not a curated record
GUGACGCAGAUGUCAGUCUCCCAGGCAGCAGCUGAGACCGUUUGGCGAAGAUGGCGGACUCGCUGUCGACAAGUCUGGGAGAGGAGAAAGAGAAGGAGAAGGAGGACAGGGAGAGGGACAGUAAGGCUGCCAAAACCGAGAAGAACAAGGAGAAGGACGGAGUCACGGAGACGCUGGGGUUCAGCGAUAAAAAUGGCGGCAGUAAAGGCAAAAAACGCAACCUGUCAGACCUGUCUCUGGUCAGAUUUAUAACUACUGAGCUAACCAGAGGCUAUUUCCUGGAACACAAUGAGGCCAAAUACACAGAGCGCAGAGAGCGGGUCUACACCUGCCUCCGCAUCCCAAAGGAGCUGGAGAAGUUGAUGACAUUUGGCUUCUUCCUGUGCCUGGAUGCGUUUCUCUACGUGUUCACUCUGUUGCCCCUCAGAGUGAUUCUGGCCCUUUUACGACUCCUCACGUUGCCAUGCUGUGGCCUCAGUGGCUCCCGCCUGCUCCAGCCAGCUCAGGUGUGUGAUGUGCUGAAAGGCUUCAUUAUGGUGCUGUGUUACUCAAUGAUGAGCUACGUGGAUUACGCCAUGAUGUACCACCUCAUCAGGGGACAGUCUGUCAUCAAACUGUACAUCAUCUACAACAUGUUGGAGGUGGCGGACCGCCUGUUCUCAUCAUUUGGCCAGGACAUACUUGACGCCCUGUAUUGGACAGCCACUGAACCCAAGGAGAAGAAGAGAGCACACAUAGGUGUGAUCCCUCACUUCCUCAUGGCCGUGCUCUACGUCUUUCUCCAUGCCAUCCUCAUCAUGGUUCAGGCCACAACUCUCAAUGUAGCCUUCAACUCCCACAACAAGUCUCUGCUCACCAUCAUGAUGUCAAACAACUUUGUGGAGAUCAAAGGAAGUGUGUUCAAGAAGUUUGAAAAGAACAACCUUUUCCAGAUGUCAAACAGUGACAUAAAAGAGAGGUUCACCAACUACAUCCUCCUACUCAUCGUCUGUCUGAGAAACAUGGAGCAGUUUUCAUGGAACCCUGACCACCUGUGGGUGCUGUUUCCUGACGUAGUCAUGGUGAUAGCCUCAGAGGUUGCCGUGGAUGUCGUCAAGCAUGCUUUCAUCACCAAAUUCAACGACAUUAGCGCUGAUGUGUAUGGAGAAUACAGAGCCAGCCUCGCCUUUGACCUUGUCAGCAGUCGCCAGAAAAAUGCUUACACAGACUACAGUGACUCAGUUUCCAGGAGAAUGGGCUUCAUCCCCCUUCCUUUAGCUCUGCUGUUGAUCAGAGUAGUGACCAGCUCAGUGAAAAUCCAGGGCUCACUCUCCUUCAUGUGUGUGCUGCUGUUUUACUUGGGGAUGAUCACUCUGAAGGUGCUCAACAGUAUUGUUCUGCUGGGGACGUCUUGUGUGUUCGUCAAAGAGGCCAACAUGGAAGAAAAGCUCUUCGACCCCCCACCCUCUGCCGUUUCCAGCCGUGUAAACUCCAGAGCUCACCGGACCAAACACGUUCACAUUUCACCACAGCAAGAGCCCACGACAGACAAAGGAGGAGUAUCACUGGCAUCUGAUAUUUCUCCACCCACCAAUGUCGCAGAGAGCUCUGCCCCCACACUUCCCAAGAGCGAUUCGGACACAUUCCUGACAACGCCUGACGAAGAUGAAGAUGAGAAAAUCAUCAACGCUGACACAGGACUUGAAGGAGAUGGACUCAAAAACAGAACACCCAAGAAAGACUUGCUAGAGAUAGACCGCUUCACCAUCUGUGGCAACCGAAUAGACUGAACGCCAUAGGAAUAAACGGUGUCCUGGAAACACAGCAAGGUUCAGGGAUCAGACACGGGGUCAUGGAACAUGCUCUGACUAGACUUAUUCUUGUGCACCUGACCCCAGGAGUAUUUAUUUAUUUAUUACUGACAAAACCAGCCAAGGCAUAAAGCUGUUACUACAAGCAUCAGAGCCCGCUUCAGAUGUUUCCCGCCCAUCCAGUCUGUUUCCUGUUUAACCAGGUAGACUCUGAGGAUGAGUUGCAAUGUGGGAAACUGGUGUUCACAGCUGGAGCAGAGCACAGAGAUGGAAACAUGACUGCAUAUGUGAAAUUGUGUGUGAUCAUAGGAACGUGACAGCUGGACUGUGCAAGUGCGUGUGUUCAAAAGCACAAUCAUAUGUACAGUGAGGAGUUGUUUUUCGACAGAACAAAAACUUGUCAAUUUUUAAAUUUUUUUAUUUCAAAUGUCUGAAAAAUUCUAAUAUUUCAAACGGCAUUUCUAUGAAAAAUCUCAGACCUUUUUUUUUUUUCUAAAAUCAACCAUGUUCAGCGGCAGGAUGAAGAUUCACAAUCACAUGAACACAAGUCACACCAACAUAAAUUUAAAGAGGUAAUUUUUGAAUUGAGGAGCUCAGAUGUCCAUAGCUGAAGUCCUACACUUUAAACAUGGCAACAGUGACAGUAAGUACAGUCUGACAUGAGUGCAUUGUCUUUGUUUGCCAUCUUCAGGUUACACAAUUUGAACUUGACUUUUUAGACACAGAUACAAAGUUGCAGGUUUUAGUAUCAGGCCAUUUGUGUUGAUAUUUGUUGCUUUGAUGCACUGAGACGAGACCUGUUUAUGAAGGCGCUAGUAUUAUUUUGACUUGACCUCCAAAUCAGACAGGUUUAGCAGAUAUUUAUUUUUAAAGUGAUUGUUUUUUUUUCCCAUUAUGGUUCAUGUGUACUCUCAUCAUUCAAGCAUGCAGCCUCGGAUAAUCAUUACAGCAACAUUAGGCGUGUAGAAAUUUUUAUUUUGGAAAUUGUGAUCUGAACAGAUGUCUUGGUGAAAUACCACUGUGUGCUUGGUCUCAUUUUAAAUUGAUGGUGUCUUAUCUUGACUGUGAUGUGAAAAAUGAUUAAGAUUACAUGUAUGCAGGUAAAAUGGUCAAGACACAGCUGUAAGGAAAACAACAGUGCUGUUAUCACAUGAUCACAGUGAACCCAGCAAUGUUCAUUUGCCAGAGAGCUGCACUAUAGAAAAAAAUCAGGUUAGAUCCCUUAAGGUUGCUGGCAUAGUUUGGCGUGUUUGGCUGCUGGCUUUGAGUUUUGGAAGAGGCUCUUUGCAAAUGCUUAGAUAAACAGACUUAGAUGCUGUGAAAGCUGGAGGCUCUGUUUAAUCGAUUAAGCAUAUCAAACAACUCUGUCUGCUCUGAAGUGCCAGGAGUUGCAUGUCCUGGGCAAAAGCUAGGGUCCAACAGAGCUCCGGUUUUUGCCUCUCGUGUUAUCAUUACGUGCAGACUGCGAUGCUAAACAUUUGUUUAACAGGUGAUCUUUUGAAUGAAGAUGAAUGAGAAACUUCUCAAGUUGUAGCUCUACUUUCUUAAUCCAAGGUUGCUAGCCAAAAAUAGCAUUUCUCUUUGCUCAGAGGUUUAUUAUUAGCUUUACACUUUUUGUCUUUAUUGCUGUUACUUUAUAUUAUCUUAAGUUUUUUAUACAAAAUAGCGUGUUCAUAUUGUUCUUGUGUCGUGCAAAACAAGUAAUAAGUUAAUUUGUUUCUGGCUACCUGGGAAGGAAUUAGAGCUGCAACUUGGAAAAUGUGUUAUACAAAGGUCUUGCACAGCAUAACGUCUUAGUGAGAGGUGUGUAAGAUCAGAAACUGCUCAACUGGGAAGCAAACAGAUAUUUAUGGAUGCUUAGCUUAGCUGUGACUCAAAUGUGGUGGUUGAACAUGAGAGGCACAAACCUGGGGUAAAGUCCAUCCUCACCAUGGGAGGAGGACAGUCAGUACAGUAAAAUAACUUGUAAAAGAAGGAUCAAGAGUGUGGCUGUAUCAUGAUAGUGUGAAGUGUGUGUGUGUAUGUGUGUGUGAGAGAGAGAGAGGGAGAAGUUGCAGAGCAUGAAUGGAUCUCACUUCCUUAAGUCAGACUUAUGAAUCAGAUAUUUGUUGUUUUUAUUUUUCAUGUACAACCCCUCUGUGUAAUGCGUCUCCUUACGUGGUAGAAGGAGAAUUAAACAAGAUUUUUGUUUUGUAA